AUGGCAACGCUCCCGGAGAACGUACACGCUGCCCUCGCGAACCUGCUGCGGGGCCUGCAGUCGUCGGAUAAUGUUGAGCGAACGGCUGCGGAGCAGCAGUUGAACGACGAAUGGUUCUCCCAGCGGCCCGACGUUCUCUUGAUGGGCCUGUCUGAGCAGAUAGACUUUGCCCCAGACUCGACAACGCGCACAUUUGCCGCCGUGAUCUUCAGGCGACAGUCCUCCAAGCCGCGAAAGACCGCCAACGGCCAGACCGCCGACGCCUUCUUGACCCUCAACCAACCCGAGCGCGAGGCCAUACGUGCACGUAUGCUACAAUGUCUAGGAAAGGAGCAAGACACAUCGGUGCGGAGCAAGAUUGGAGACGCCGUAGCCGAAUUGGCGCGACAACACACAGACGAAGAUGUCGCAUGGCCGGAGCUGCUAGGCGCGUUGUUCCAGGGCAGCCAAUCGAGCGAUGCCGGGCAGCGCGAGACUGCUUUCAGAAUAUUCUCUACUACGCCUGGCAUAAUAGAAAAGCAGCAUGAGGAUGUUGUCAUAACUGCGUUCAAGGGCGGCUUCGCGGACAGCAGCACUUCGGUUCGGAUCUCUGCCAUGGAAGCAUUCGCAUCGUUCUUCCGAUCUAUCAAGAAGAGCGCCCAGUCGAAGUACUACGCCCUUAUUCCCGAAAUACUGAACAUUCUGCCGCCGAUCAAGGAGUCUGGGGAUGGAGAAAUGCUCACCAAAGCUUUGGUCUCUUUGAUUGACCUGGCCGAGGUCGCGCCCAAGAUGUUUAAGCCCUUGUUCAACAGCCUCGUUCAGUUCAGUGUCUCAGUCAUUCAGGACAAGGAGCUUGAAGACACUCCGCGUCAGAACGCGCUGGAGCUCAUGGCAACAUUUGCCGAUUGCUCACCCCAGAUGUGCCGCAAAGACCCCAACUUCACCAAUGAUAUGGUGACCCAGUGCUUGUCUCUCAUGACCGACGUGGGCAUCGAUGACGACGAUGCUGCAGAGUGGAAUGAGUCCGAGGAUCUUGACCAGGACGAGAGUGACUCGAAUCACGUCGCUGGUGAGCAAUGUAUGGACCGUCUCGCGAACAAGCUUGGUGGCUCAGCCAUACUCCCUCCUACUUUCAACUGGCUGCCACGCAUGAUGACCUCCUCUGCAUGGCGCGAUCGACAUGCCGCGCUCAUGGCUAUUUCCGCUAUUUCUGAGGGCUGCCGUGAGCUGAUGAUUGGAGAGCUCGAUAAGGUCCUCGAUCUUGUCCUACCGGCACUGCGAGACCCACAUCCCCGAGUGCGAUGGGCUGGAUGCAAUGCUGUCGGUCAGAUGAGCACCGACUUUGCUGGCACGAUGCAGGAGAAGUACCACCAAGUGGUCUUGCCCAACAUUAUUCCCGUCCUCGAAUCGUCGGAACCCCGCGUCCAGGCGCACGCCGCGGCUGCCCUUGUCAACUUCUGCGAGGAGGCUGAGAAGGACAUUUUGGAGCCAUAUCUGGAUCAAUUACUGAGCCACCUGCUCAUGCUGCUUCAAAGCCCGAAGCGAUUCGUUCAGGAACAAGCUCUCUCCACCAUUGCCACUGUCGCCGAUUCCGCCGAAGCGGCAUUCUCUAAAUACUACGAUACCCUCAUGCCUCUACUCUUCAAUGUCCUUAACGAGGAGCAGUCGAAGGAAUACCGCCUACUCCGUGCUAAGGCCAUGGAGUGCGCCACUCUCAUUGCGCUCGCCGUUGGCAAAGACCGCAUGGGCAACGAUGCCUUGUCAUUGGUGCAGCUCCUUGGUCGCAUCCAGAACAGUGUUUCCGAACCGGAUGACCCGCAAGCUUCGUACUUGCUGCAUUGCUGGGGCCGCAUGUGCCGCGUACUAGGAAAGGAGUUCGUUCCCUUCCUAGCUGGCGUCAUUCCACCCUUGACCGAGCUCGCCGCUGCGAAGGCUGACAUCCAGCUUUUGGAUGAUGAGGACCAGGUCGCACAGGUGCAAGAGGAAGAAGGUUGGGAGCUCGUCCCUGUCAAGGGCAAGAUUCUUGGCAUCAAGACCAGCACAUUAGACGACAAGCACAUGGCCACCGAGCUUAUUGUCAUUUAUGCUCAGGUGCUGGAGGAGGCCUUCGAGCCGUACGUCAAUGACAUCAUGGACAAGAUUGCUUUACCUGGGCUGGCCUUCUUCUUCCACGACCCCGUGCGAGUCGCAUGCGCAAAGUGCGUGCCAGCUUUGCUCACCGCCUACAAGAAGGCACAUGGACCCGAGUCGACUCAGCUUGGUCAACUAUGGGAGCGAACAGUGGAGCGCGUGCUUGAGGUCCUCAGCACUGAACCGGCCAUCGACACACUUGCGGAGAUGUACCAGUGCUUCUACGAAUGCUUGGAAUGCAUCGGCAAGAACUCAUUGACCAGCACCCACAUGGAAACUUUCCUCAAAUCGGCGCGUAGCGUGUUGGAGGAUUACCAGGAGCGUGUAAAGGAGCGUCUUAGCGAGCAAGCCGAGAACGAGGACGGUGAAGAAGUUAGCGAAGACACUUUGUUCGCGAUCGAGGACGACCAGACGCUCCUUUCCGAUAUGAAUAAGGCCUUCCACACUAUCUUCAAGAAUUUGGGCACUGCAUUCCUACCACACUGGGAACAACUUAUGGAGUUCUACAAGAUCUCAGCGAAUAACCAAGACCCUACACAACGGCAAUGGGCAAUUUGCAUAUUCGACGACGUUCUCGAGUUCUGCGGCCCACAGUCCUGGACCUACCACGAGCAGAUCAUGCAGCCGCUCGUCGCAGGCAUGCAAGACGAUGUACCUGCUAACCGCCAAGCAGCCGCUUACGGUGUCGGUGUAGCUGCCCAUCGCGGUGGCGAGGCAUGGUCAGACUUCGCAGCAGCAAGCCUGCCCACGCUUUUCCAAAUCACACAGCGUCCAAACGCCCGCGCCGACGACGAUGUCUUUGCCACGGAAAACGCAUGCGCCAGUAUCGCCAAGGUCCUGCACUACAAUGCCGGCAAGGUGCAGAACUGGCAGGACGUGGCCACCGCGUGGGUUGACACGCUGCCUGUGACCAACGACGAGGAGGCCGCACCUCACGCGUAUGCUUUCCUAGCUCAGCUUAUUGAGCAACAAAACUCCGCCGUCACUACCAACCCGGCUAAGGUCUUUGUUGCCGUUGUGCAAGCCCUUGAAGCCGAAACGCUCCAAGGCAAGGUCGGCUCCGCUGUCGUCAACGCCGUGAAGGCUCUCGUCCAGGCUACGAAUACGAAUCUCGCCCAGGUUGCGGGCUCGCUGACACCGGAGCAGCAGCGCACGGUGCAGGUGUACUUUGGUUAG
Molecule: messenger RNA, 3285 nt
Organism: Didymosphaeria variabile
Lineage: Eukaryota; Fungi; Ascomycota; Dothideomycetes; Pleosporales; Didymosphaeriaceae
Gene: PSE1
Product: importin subunit beta-3
Exons: 6
Coding region: 1-3285 (1094 amino acids)
Biological process (GO): protein import into nucleus
Cellular component (GO): cytoplasm; nucleus
Molecular function (GO): small GTPase binding; nuclear import signal receptor activity
Source: RefSeq, a predicted model, not a curated record